Messenger RNA from Brassica oleracea var. oleracea, 973 nucleotides. RefSeq names its product probable aquaporin TIP3-2. Gene Ontology annotation, biological process: transmembrane transport; water transport. The transcript has 3 exons. Lineage: Eukaryota; Viridiplantae; Streptophyta; Magnoliopsida; Brassicales; Brassicaceae. Gene Ontology annotation, molecular function: water channel activity. The coding region runs from base 64 to 867 and encodes 267 amino acids. The record is from RefSeq and is a predicted model, not a curated record. Gene Ontology annotation, cellular component: membrane.
CUCUUCUUUUCUUGCCUUUUCUUCUUUUAUCACCAUCUAGGUUUGAUCUUCUCAGGUUUAUAAAUGGCAACAUAUGCUAGAAGAACAUACGGAUUCGGGAGAGCCGACGAGGCGUCUCAUCCGGACUCCAUUAGAGCCACUUUGGCCGAGUUUCUUUCCACUUUUGUUUUCGUCUUUGCUGGAGAAGGCUCCAUCCUUGCUCUAGACAAGUUGUAUUGGGACACGGCGGCUCACACGGGGACAGACACGCCGGGAGGGCUAGUAUUGGUGGCGUUAGCUCAUGCACUGGCCCUGUUUGCCGCUAUUUCAGCGGCCAUCAAUGUCUCAGGUGGUCACGUGAACCCGGCCGUCACUUUUGCUGCUCUAGUAGGAGGCAGGCUCUCGGUGAUCCGAGCUAUCUACUAUUGGAUUGCUCAGCUUCUUGGUGCUAUCCUCGCUUGUCUCUUGUUGAGGCUUGCCACUAAUGGCUCGAGACCAAUAGGUUUCCAUGUAGCGUCUGGAGUGAGUGAGCUUCAUGGGCUAUUGAUGGAGAUCAUACUUACGUUUGCCUUGGUUUAUGUCUUCUACUCGACCGUUAUCGAUCCGAAGAGAGGGAGUAUUGGGAUCAUAGCGCCGCUAGCCAUCGGUCUCAUAGUUGGGGCAAACAUGUUGGUAGGAGGACCAUUCGAAGGCGCAUCAAUGAAUCCGGCAAGAGCCUUUGGUCCAUCAUUGGUGGGAUGGAGAUGGCAUAACCAUUGGAUCUAUUGGGUUGGGCCCUUCAUUGGCGGUGCACUCGCCGCACUUAUCUAUGAGUACAUGAUCAUCCCAAACGUUAACGAACCUCCUCGCCACAGUACACACCAACCAUUGACUCCAGAAGAUUACUAGACCGGACCAAGCUUCAUGUUGAAGGUUCACUCUUUGUAUCAAUAAUCUCUGUUUUGCUUGUGUUGUUUGUCUCUUUGGUUUUUUUAUAUGUAUAAUUGAGUCCAGA